Anopheles stephensi (Asian malaria mosquito) is the source of this 3843-nucleotide messenger RNA. Its product is annotated as unc-112-related protein-like. The coding region runs from base 586 to 2715 and encodes 709 amino acids. Lineage: Eukaryota; Metazoa; Arthropoda; Insecta; Diptera; Culicidae. Gene Ontology annotation, molecular function: integrin binding. Gene Ontology annotation, cellular component: cell-substrate junction. The record is from RefSeq and is a predicted model, not a curated record. Gene Ontology annotation, biological process: cell-matrix adhesion; integrin-mediated signaling pathway. The transcript has 7 exons.
CGCCAGCCAACAUCGAGCCAGCACCCUCACUCACACUGGCACACAGUCACUUACAACGCUUGCCAGAGUACGGACGUGUCUCGUUCGUGCAAGCACCCCGUUAAACCGAUCGAACCAGCACAGCGAACGGACGCACAGCAAAUCGGGCAGCUUGCCACAGCUUUCCCACAAUAUCGACAAAAACCGGUGCCAGUGUGCAGUGCCUUCUUUAUUUAUUCGCAAAAUCUUGCUCUCAGCAUCGAAGAGCGAGGCAGAGAAAGUGUCAAGAAGAAAGUGGCAUUCCAACGGGGUAGUAGAGAUCCCGGAGCAAAUCCAAGUCAAGUGCAAAAGCAAGUGUUUGUGUGUGUGUGUGUGGAGGAAGAAAACAGAUAGUGAUCGGCAUUUUUCCCUCCAAAAUACAAAAAAGUGAAACAAAAAGGUGCGCAGAAAUUGGAGAAAUUCCAUGCUGAUUUGUGUAUAGGCACGUAAGAAAGGCGUGCACAAGUGUAAUCACUCACCCUUAAGUGCGUGCGUGCGUGCGUGUGCGUGUUUUGUAUAGAAAGAGGGUAGCCGGAGCCGGCGGUAAGAGCAGCACGACGCGACAACAUGAUACACGUAGGUGACAAUACCUGGAACCUGAAGGUCUAUAUUACCGACCUUCAGGUGCAGAAAACGCUGCGCGUCCGGGGCGAUCUGCACAUCGGCGGUGUAAUGCUGCGUCUGGUCGAUCCAGAAAACCCGAAAGAUUGGUCAGACCACGCACUCUGGUGGCCAGCCCGUAACCAAUGGCUAACGCGUACCAAGUCAACCCUCGACCAGGUGGGCCUACACGCGGACGCCCUGCUGCACUUCACACCGAUGCACAAAACGCUGCGAGUUCAGAUGCCCGAUCUGCGAUACCUAGAUUGCCGGGUUGACUUCUCGAUCAAAACGUUCGGUGCGGUUGUGGCGUUGUGCAAGGACCUUGGCAUUAGACACCCAGAGGAGCUGUCGCUGUGUAAACCGCUAGAGCCGAUGCAUCUAAAGAAGAACUAUGCCGAUUUGGCUAAGAAGAAGAUACCGAUCGAACAGAAUGGCAACGGGCGGGACUACAUCCAUCUGCCGCCGGACACAAACACCUUCAUCCCGGUGGCCGCACACAACCUGAACGGCAGCAACGGAAGCUUGGACAGUCCCGUCAACCAUGGGCCGUUUUCGUGUGCCCCCGUACCGAACUCAAACUUCUCCACACCGAAACCGGCCCUGCAGAGCACUCCGAUCAGUUCGCCCACUGGUACGUUGCGGCACGGACACGGUUCCGGCUUCAGUGAGUCGUCGUCCAGCAUCGGGGAUAUGCAGGAAAAUUUGGCGUACAGUCCAUAUGCACCGAGCCCGGAAGCUAGGUCGCGCCUGUUGAAACCAAAAUCGUUGGUCGAGCGGGCACGCAUGAACAUCGGCUGGCUGGACUCGUCGCUGUCCAUCAUGGAGCAGGGCAUCCGGGAGUUUGAGACGCUCUGCCUGCGCUUCAAGUACUACACGUUCUUCGACCUGAACCCGAAGUACGACCAGGUGCGCAUCAAUCAGCUGUACGAGCAGGCCAAAUGGCAGCUGCUGAACGAGGAAAUCGACUGCACCGAGGAGGAGAUGCUGAUGUUCGGUGCGCUGCAGCUGCAGGUGAACAAACAGAACGAGAUCCCGCAGGCCGACUCCGGUAUCGACACCUCCAGCCUGGACAAUGCGGCCGACGACGAUGUGGAUGCGGCACUGCGCGAACUGCAGAUCACGCUCGAAGGGCCGAGCAAUGGGGUGAACGCGGGCGACAUUACGCAUAUUCCGGAGCUGACCGACUAUUUGCGCUUCUUGAAACCAAAAAAGUUCACCUUGAAGGGUUACAAGCGUUACUGGUUCACGUACAAGGAUCUACAUCUCCAUCUGUACAAAUCGCGGGAGGAUUCGCGCUCGAACAGCCCGCCCCAGGUGACGAUCAAUCUGCGCGGGUGCGAAGUAACGCCCGAGGUUAAUCUCGCGCAGAAGAAGUUUAACAUCAAGCUGGAGGUACCGCUGGAGCAGAGCAUCAACAGUGAAAUGUGGAUCCGGUGCGACAAUGAGGAGCAGUACGCCAAGUGGAUGGCGGCCUGUCGGCUCGCGUCCAAGGGCCGUUCGCUUGCGGACAGCUCGUACGACAGUGAGGUGGCCAGCAUCCGGUCGUUCCUGAGCAUGCAGAAACCGGCCCAGGCGCCGGCGAUCAAUCUAAACCCGGGAGAGAUCGAACCGAACGAAUAUCUGGCCCCGCGGUAUGUGAAGAAGCUGAAGAACAAGGCCAUCAUCCGGAUGCUGGAGGCACACGCGAACGUGAAGGAUUUGCCGCUGAUCGAGGCGAAGCUGAGCUACAUCCGGGCGUGGCAAAGUUUGCCCGAGUUCGGCGUGACACUGUUCGUGAUCAAGUUCGACGGACACAAGAAGGAGGAGCUGCUCGGUGUGGCGAGCAAUCGGAUCAUGAAGAUGGACAUUGCGACCGGCGAUCAUCUCAAGACGUGGCGGUACAAUACUAUGAAGGCCUGGAACGUGAACUGGGAGAUCCGCUGCAUGAUGGUACAGUUCCAGAAUGAAACGGUCGUGUUCUCCUGCCUGUCGGCGGACUGUAAAGUGAUACACGAGUUCAUCGGUGGCUACAUCUUCAUGUCGAUGCGUUCGAAGGAAACGAACCAAACGCUCAACGAGGAACUGUUCCACAAGCUAACGGGCGGUUGGAACUAGAGAAUGCACACUCCCAGUAUCAGUCGCAGCGAUGCUUCGGGAUGAUUUUACUCGUUUCGCGUGCACCAUUUUACGUUUACGUUUUUGUACUUCUUGUUGUACUGUACAUAACACAUUAGCGGUUAGUGUUUUAGCGUUUACUGUAAUCGUGUACAUCCAUCCCUUUCCCUAGGUGUUUUAUGUUUUGUUUAACAUGCCCGCUUUUGUAAUCGUAGCUUCCCUAUUACGUUGUGGCAUCCUUCUCGGUAAUUUUCCUCCUUGCUGUAUCCCGUUCUUUUUUUCUGUUUGUUUCAUAUGUUGUUUUCAAACAAACAAUUUCCGUGUACAAACACAGAAGCAAAACCAAUUCAAUUAAAGGUACGCCGGCGGGACGGUCAGACACGGUUCUCGGCUAUAGCAAUUCUUAGGCAAUAUCGAAAGCGACUAGCAAUGAGCAGGAAGCGAAAACAAUCAGAUGCCUUACUUAUUAAUAAUUAGGAAAAGCGAUUAAAAAAGUAUUUCAUGGUUAAAGAUGUGUUGUAGGCCAAACCAGCAGCUCCAAGCGCGGAUCGGGAGGAGUUAGUUUUAACAUACGACAAUCGUGUACGGUUAGGCUUUACGGGAUUAGCCACGAUACGGUCUUCCCCACAAUUUCGUGAAGCGAAAAAUAAGGUGCCUAUGCAGAAGAGCUAUUCAUUAUUGCACGUGUUAUCAUCAUGCAACUGCUUUUGCAAAACGGUCGGCGAACCCACAACGACGAACGAUCGAUCGGAGUGUUGUGUAGUAUUUUUGUAAUUUGAAUUAUUUUUUUUAACUGCUGCACUACAGGUUAACAAAUCGAUAUACCACUACCAGGAGAUGCAAGGUCUACAAUGAAACAGUUCAUGCCCUUGUCCGCACGCUACUUAACAUUCUCACGGGUGUUGUUUGUUUGACGAUUUGGUGCAGCCAAACUUACGCAUGAUUCUUGGUGAAAUGAGUUCAACCCUCACUAGCACAAACUAAUUCGCCACCGCUUCCGGAAGAACGGACGGAUGGUGUGUGUCGGCGUUACUUUUUUGAUGUAUUCGUUUUUUUGUCGGCAAUCAUGUUAGGCACUAAUUUUACUGUUGUACUAAAGUAAUAAAUUCGAUUAACAAUUAAUAGCGA